Acipenser ruthenus (sterlet) is the source of this 879-nucleotide messenger RNA. RefSeq names its product poly(A) binding protein interacting protein 2B (gene paip2b). The transcript has 6 exons. The coding region runs from base 355 to 750 and encodes 131 amino acids. Gene Ontology annotation, molecular function: mRNA regulatory element binding translation repressor activity. The record is from RefSeq and is a predicted model, not a curated record. Gene Ontology annotation, biological process: negative regulation of translational initiation. Gene Ontology annotation, cellular component: cytoplasm. Lineage: Eukaryota; Metazoa; Chordata; Actinopteri; Acipenseriformes; Acipenseridae.
AGCCUGAGAAGGGGGCGGGGCAGGGCAGUACUGGAGUUCAGUGUUGGAGUUGGAGCUAGCAGUGGAUGUGGUUUUUUUUAUUUAUUUUUUUUAAAUUUGCCAGCUCAAGUGCUCAGGCUGCUAUUUACUCAAAGGACUCUGGUUUUAUUUUGUGCUGGUGGUAUCUUCUGGCUUCUUUUUUUUUAGUGAGGUGGACCUAGUGGAAAAUCUAGCCACGCAUGUGUGUGUGGAGCCGUGGUGAUGGUGGAGGUCCCCCCCUCACAUCCAAGCCUGUGAUUGUUUCUAUUCCCCUGGGCUGCCUGCAGUAGAAGCGUGUGGAACAUUCGGGGGUCAGGUCUGGGUUCAGCAGCGACAAUGAGUAAUCCGUCGAAGAUGAACGGCCCCAACGUAGCGAAGCUGACGGGGAGCAGCGCUCCGGGGAAGGAGGAGCCGGCAGCCAAUGGGCACGGGGAGGGCGAUGCCAACCCGUUUGCAGAUUACAUGUGGAUGGAGAACGAAGAGGAGUACAACCGACAGGUGGAAGAGGAGCUGCUGGAGCAGGAGUUCUUGGAACGCUGUUUCCAGGAGAUGCUGGAUGAAGAGGAUCAGGAUUGGUUCAUUCCGUCGCGGGACCUCCCCUCGGGGGUGGGGCCACUCCAGCAGCAGCUCAAUGGGCUCACUGUCAACGACAACAACAACGCUGACGAGAUCGCGCGGAAGAGCAGUUUAAACCCAGAGGCAAAGGAGUUUGUGCCGGGAGUGAAGUACUGAAAUCUUUCAGGAUCAGAAAGAGGCCCUGAAAAGAGACUCUGUCCGAUGUCAAGUUGGACACGCUGCACACAAACUCGGGACUGGGGAUCAAGGGAAAUUUAUUAAAUAAGCUUUUUUUUUUUUUUUUUU